GCUGUAUCCCAACCCCAACCUGUGCUGCUGCUGUGCUCAUCAUCUUCGAUCUCCCCUUCCCUUCCUUCCAUUGUUGGCCUGAAUCCCCAACCUCUGGUGCUCCUGCUCCAGCUCCGCCACCCCACCCCCAGACCCCGCAGUGAUGGACGACUACGCCCGCGAGAUGAUGGAGCUCAAGACGCUCGUCACCCGCACCCUCGAGAAGAAGGGCGUCCUCGCCAAGAUUAGGGCUGAGCUGAGAGCAAGUGUGUUUGAGGCCAUAGAAGAGGAGGAUCGGGUGGUAGAGAAUGAAGAUGGUGGGAAUCCUGCUUUGCUUGGUAGCUGCAAUGACCGGGCUAAGCAACUGCAUGCUUCACCUUCAGGUAGGUUAUUAACAGCACUCGUAUGUGAAUACCUGGAGUGGGCACAACUAAGUCAUACAAUGAAAGUUUACUUGCCAGAGUGUAACCUGCCCAAGGACUUCUGGAAGAAUGAACUGAAGGACUUUUCUAACAGAAGUGGAGCUGAAGGGGGCAGGAGUGCUGAAAGUGGUCCCAUGCUUUUAGAUGUUCUCGAAGGUUAUCUGAAAUAUGAGAAUUUAUCUCAAACAAGGAUGGGUGGUAGGAGGAUGAUGAGUUCAGAAUCCGAACCAUCACUAAAUGCUGAAAAUCGGAACAUGAGGAGGCCACCAUUAUCAUCAGUUGGGAGCCUGCCUCCUAUGGGAAGGUCAAUCUCAUCAUCGCAUACAUCAGAUCGCAGAGGGGGAUCUUCAGCUUCCAACACUAGGAAAGAUGAGUACAACUGGAGAUAUGAUGCAGAUGAUAUAUCUGAAGAGGUGUUGCGGGCAUCAACUGCUCUAGAAAACAUCCAGUUAGACCGGAAAUCUCGGAAUCUGCCGACAUCUUGGAGGCAUUCAGGGGAUGGUGCCGAGUAACAAACAACAAAGGCUUCGGAGUUGUUUGGCUGACCCUGUAUCGUGUAAUUUGUACCAUUCAUUUGCAGUGCUAUGUUGCUUUGAGUGUGAGUGAGAUUGCUACUAUUAGAGAGAUGAUGAUUGCUUGACUGGUUAUGAUUUUCUUGUAACAAACAAAACAAAUGUUGCUGCUUAAUUAAGGUUAAAUGAU
This is a messenger RNA of Panicum hallii, 1103 nucleotides long. RefSeq names its product protein TONNEAU 1b-like. The record is from RefSeq and is a predicted model, not a curated record. The coding region runs from base 143 to 913 and encodes 256 amino acids. Lineage: Eukaryota; Viridiplantae; Streptophyta; Magnoliopsida; Poales; Poaceae. Gene Ontology annotation, molecular function: protein binding. The transcript has 8 exons.